Molecule: messenger RNA, 1333 nt
Organism: Cynara cardunculus var. scolymus (artichoke)
Lineage: Eukaryota; Viridiplantae; Streptophyta; Magnoliopsida; Asterales; Asteraceae
Exons: 2
Coding region: 433-1227 (264 amino acids)
Source: RefSeq, a predicted model, not a curated record
CCAAAUGCCUUCCUCCCUCCCUCAGCCUUUUAAAGGUAAGGGAUGCCCUUUUGUAUCAAAUUAAUGAAAUAAAUCUUAAGUUUCAUUGAUAUAUCAUAUACGAGGAGAGAAUGAGUGAGAUUAAACACUUUAGUCAUGAAGAACAUUCAUUAAAGCUGAUCGAAAAAUGGGAGACAGUUGUAGGUGUUACUGAUGAAAUGACAAAAGUCAUUUGUUGUUAUGGAUGUCGAGAACCCAUAUUAGGUGGCUGUGUAUAUGGUUGCACUUUGUGUUCUAAGUUUUUGCAUGAGAUAUGUGCAAACCUAGCACCGGUUAUCAAUCACCAUUUGCAUCCCUUCCAUCCUCUUAUGCUCGUUGCUCGCCAUAGUAACAAUUGGAGUUGUGACGUGUGCGAUAGUCGAGGACUGGUGAAGGGUUUUAGCUAUUUGGUGUAUGAGUUGUGACUUUGAUGCAUGCACGAAAUGUGGUCUUGCUGUUGCACUCAAGGAGGAAGCAUUGAUCGAGUUUAAACAUGAAGGUCACCCACAACACACUUUAACCCUUCAAUCAAGAUCUGCUUCAUUUCGUUGUGAUGCUUGUCAAGCUAAGGAUGAAGACUUAUUCUAUCAAUGUGAUAGUUGUGAUUUUUGGCUCCACAAGACUUGUGCUUCCUUAGCACCCACCAUUGAUCUACCCCACCAUCCUAAUCAUCCUCUCGUUCUCGUCUAUUCACUCCCGGAUAAUUUUUAUAAAUUUUGGUAUUACUGCGAGUUCUGCGACAAAACCAUCCGAAAAAACGGUUGGUUGUAUCAUUGUGCAAACUGUAGAUACUUUGCCCACAUUAAAUGCGCUUUAAACGCAGAGCAACCUUCCAUUCCAAGCAAUGCUCCAGAUACUUAUACUGCUGAAGGACGCACAAAUGAUUUUAUGCAAUUUCCCAUGUCACAUGCAUUCACUGAUCCACUAAAGUUUCUUCAUUCGGAGAAGGUAUCUUUAGACGAUGAUGGUGCAAUAGAAAUUAGCCAUUGGAGUCAUGGUCAUCCAUUGAACCUUAGCGUUGAACCUCGAGGUAACAACAUGCCCGACAAUGGUUGUGAUGAUCCAAUAGAGGCAUGUAAUGGAUGUGUACGACCCCUCUCCCUUCCAUAUUAUACUUUGCAAAGAUGGAUGUUCAUUUACCCUUCACAAAUAUUGUGCCGAAUUACCGCUCACAUUAGAACAUCAUCUUCACCCAGAUCAUCCACUUGAUUUGGUAGACACCAGUGAAGAUAAGUACCUUUAUAGAUGCAAUGGUUGUUUUAGCGAAGGCAACAAGUUUGUCUACAAAUGUGAAACUUGCAAGUUCUACUUGGAU